CCCAGAGGGAGUGAAUGAAGAUACAAAUAAACUAUAACUUUGGAUAUAGCAAGAACAUAUUUUCCUUACUCUUCACAUCGUCAAAUUCGAGUGGUAAAAUGACUGAUUCAAAACGAAACUUUGACAGGUCAUAUGUGUGAUAAUUGAAGGUAAUUACUGUUUAUCGCCGCAGCAGUUUCAUUUUGGGAUAAAACAGUGAAGAAUUAGCUUCGCCUCUUCGCCUCGUUUGUUCGGUUUGUUCCACUCCGCCCCACUUUCUUUGGGUUGCUAGGCGACGGUAGUCAGGUGACUGUCUGCAGACAGAACAUGGCUGACCUGUCAGAAGACCAAAUUUAGCAUAAUCGAUCUUAUUUUUUACGUCGUUUCUGACCACAGUUGACCGUUGUGGAGAGCGAUUGACCUGAGGUAUUCAAGAUGAGCGGGUUGCCGGGGGGAAUAGCAAAUGGCCCAAACCGGAGUGAACACUUAAAGAAAGAUGUUCAGAUUUGGGAGAGACCCUGGACUCUUGAAGAGAUGCGGCAGAACAGUGCCAACUGGUCCUUGGCAGCCGACUCGGGGCUCUUCCUGUUCCUCCAAGACUUCUCCCAGAGAAUGCUGUCAAAGACGCAUGAUAUUGAAAAGCAGUUGGACAGUCUGAUCCGUGACACCAAGAACACAGAUAGCUGCUUGCACUCUGUCUUUAACGACUUUCUCAUGCUUUCCAAUACACAGUUUAUAGAAAAUAGAGUGUAUGAUGAAGAGGUAGAAGAGACUAUUCCCAAAGCUGAGGCUUUGGAGAAGCAGCCUGAGCAGGAGAAGACUCGAGAGCAGAAAGAGGCAGAGUUGAUCCCAAAGAUGCAGGAAGCUGUAAACCAUGGUCUGAGAGUGCUUGAGUCAGCCUUUGAGCAUCUGGACAUCAAAGCAGGAAACUCUGAUUCAGAGGACGAGGAGGUCCCCGACAGACUGGAGGCCAUCCUGGAACCGAAGGAUCUUUAUGUGGAUAGGCCACUUCCAUAUCUGAUUGGUUCCCAGGCCUUCAUGGAACAGGAGGACGUUGGACUUGGUGACCUCUCAAGUGAUGAAAUGUCAGUUGACAGUGACAGAGACAGUGUUGUUGAGAGCGAAGACGGCAAAGAUGCACAUUCAGAUGAGGACUUUAAUCAGGAGGAGAAUGAAGGUCACAAUAAUAUUAGGAAGAAGUCAUCCAUGUUGAGUUAUGACGAUGAUGAAGAGGAGGAGGAUGAGGAUUCAGACAUAUUCGGAGAAUCGGACAGGGACGAGGAUGACGACGACACAAAGAACACAGGACAAUCGUCUUUUGCUGAUGAGCUGGCAGCCCGAAUCAAAGGUGAACCAGUUAACAAGCCAGAAGGAGAUCGCGCAUCAUUGACAUCUAAGAAGAAAAGUAAAAGCAGGAAAGAAACAAAGCCUGCAAAGCCAGAGGCAGCCGAAGACGACAGCGAUGACAUGUUUAAGCCACCGAAGAUGGAUGAUGAUGACUUCUCCCCAUUUGGAGGGAAAAGUGGCCUCUUCAGUGGAGGGAAAGGCCUGUUUGACGAUGAAGACGAGGGUGAUCUGUUCUCUGAUGCACCGAACCCUCCUGUGUCCCAAGAGAAAAGGGUGUUGAAUGAAAGCAUGAAAAGCCCAGCUCAAACUGCAGAAUCUAACAAACCUGCAAAGAAGAUUCCAGUGGGUGGCGUUUCAAUAUUCCCAGAUAACACUUUGUUCAGUUCAGGGAAUAAAUCUGAUUCAGUAGAGAGCAAAGAGAACGGGACUCCAGCUCCUAAGAUCAAUGCUGCCUCCAAACACGUUCCUACAGCAGCUGGUGUUGGUGGUGGAGGAGGAGGUGGGCUGUUUGAUGAAGAGGAGGAUGAGGACGAGGAUGAUGACUUCUUCAGUGGUAAAAGCCUGAACAAGUCUGAUUCUGCUGGACAGAUGAAGCCCAAGAAAGCUAUUGACCUUUUCGAUGAAGACGAUGAGGGUGGUGACAUAUUCAGUGAAAAGUACAGCGCGCCAACUCCAUCUCAGAGCAAGAAGAAGAUAGUGGAAGAGCAGGUUAAACCACCUGAGAAAAAGCUGCCAGCAGGGGCCAUCUCUAUGUUUGGACCCGAGACUCAAAGCUUGCUCAGCGAGGGCCUGAAAAAACGUCAGCCAUCUACCAGCGAGGAGUCUGAGAAAUCUGAGGAGAGCGGGCCGCCUCCAGAUGCUGCGAAGGCUGCUGUCAAGCAGACUCGGAAACCCCUGACCAGAGGCCUCUUCUCUGAUGACGAAGACACCCAGGGAUCUCCAACUAUCCCUCGGAGCCAGUCUAAGCCUGAACCUACAAGCCUGGGCAAAACCAGCGGUUUGUCAUUAUUAUUUGAUGAUGAGGAAGAAGAGGAUCUUUUUGCAUCCGCAGCGAAGUCUAAAGCAAAACCUAAUCAAACUAAAGCCUCCACACCUCAACCCAGUAAGGCUGUGUCCAGCUCCCUCUUCAGUGAUGAUGAGGACCAGUGGAUGAGUUCUGAAAGUAGUGCGGGGAAGCCAGAGGUGAAGACAGGAGGGAUGAAGCCCAGUGCCAGUGCCCCCUCCAGUCUCCCCAGUGCCACAAUGUCUCACAAAAGCAGCCUCUUUGAUAAUGAUGAUGAUGACCUGUUUACUCCAACAACAGAGUCAAGUCAGAAGUUUCAGAGAGUGGCUCUCUUGUUUGAAGAUGAGGGUAAUGAUGAUGAUGAUGAAGAUAAAGGAUCCCUCUUUGGCAUCAAACCUGCUGUCGACACAAACGCUGCAGCCCCAACACCUGCUGUGGCCUCUCAGUCGUCCUCCCCGUUAGAGAAAUCAGAGGAGGUUUUAGUUUCCGGGCUUGCAGAGGAGGACAAGCCUUCAGAGCAGCAGAAACCGGCAACAAAGACCCGUGAGCCGCUGCCGUCAGCGCCCUCGCCAGAGAUCGGCAGAAGUAAAAAGAAACCUGUCGGAGGAGUCAGUCUUUUUGGAGGCAUCAACAUUCUUGCCAACAAGCAGACAAAGAGCCCUUUGGACGACGUUGACAAUGACGACAGUUUCCUCUCUGACGACAGCACACUACCAAAUGACAAGGAGGAGGAGAAAAAGGAAGAGAAAGUCAAAAUAAACACUGUUAGUCUAUUUGAUGAUGAGGAGGAAGAUGAAUCGGAAUGGAAUGAGCCGAUAGUCACACCUAGUAAACCCACAGCAAGCGACACACUAAAGCCUACAGAGGAGCGACCACAAGCAAAGAGCACAGGGGUGUUUCAGGAUGAGGAGCUGCUCUUCAGUCAGACGCAGCAGAAGGACAACGACCCGGAUGUUGACCUCUUUGCCACUUCAGGGAAAGCUGCGAGCUCCAAGCUCAGCUCAGUGAAGCCAGCAGCACAAAGUCUGUUUGCAGAUGAGGAUGAGGAUGACCUCUUCAGCUCUAUCAAGCAAAAAGCUCCUUCUCCGGCAGUAGCAGAGAAGCCCAGUAAACCUAAUGACAGAGCACCACUAGCAAGUCCAGAAUCUGUAUCAGAGAUUCAGAAACCUGCACCACGCCCUGUAAAACCUAAAGAUUCCUCAUCAAGGAUUGGGAAACUUCAAGCCAAUCUGAUGAUCAACCCUGCUGCGUUGCUCCCUGGUGCUGUCCCCAGUAUGCCAGGGGCCAUUAGUUCCUCCUCUGGGGUGUCCAGCCUGAGCCCCAGCCCUGCCACAACUCCUGUAGGAGCCCAGACGGACCGUGAUGGAGGAGUGAGCUUCGACACCCCAGUCCAGGUUGCAACACUACAGAGCGCACACAAGAACCGUGCCAAAGGUUCUUUACAACGGAGACCCCAGUCCAGAGUAGGGAGGCAGCUAGCAGCCCAACGAUCUUCAACGGAUAAAGAAGAAGAGGCGGUGGGUGGAGAUGUUCCUCGACUGAACCCCAUUCUGUCGGGUUUAGCCUUACCUCCACCAGACAAGUCCAGCCAGACGAGAGCAAGUCCAACACUACCUAACUCAGCUGCGUCCGCAGCCUUGCCUGCCCCCUCACCUGCUCUGUCAUCUGUCUCUGAAAUCUCCAGACCCUCUGUACUGACACUGCCAGUGUCCGCAAACGCUGCACAGAAAGACUCCAGUAAAGACAGCAGCAGUAGCAAGGUGCUGCCGUUUUCUGAUGAGGAGGACCUGUUUGGCUCUGACAAUCUGUUUGGGGCCACUUCAGUCACUAACACACCGUCCACCAGACAAACUACCAAGACUACACAACCUCAGGCCACUAGUAGUAGUAGUAGUAGUAGUAGUAGUAGUAGUAGUAGUAGUAGUAGUAGUAGUGGGGUGAAGACAGACACAACCACUCCUCCAUCUAUUUUUGAUGCCAACACUGAUGACCUUUUCCAAAAGAUGAAACCAAGGUCAACUACUAAGAAAGCCAAGGCCUUGUCCUAUUUGGAAGAGGAUGACGAUGAUGAGGACAUCUUUGGAGUGAGCAACCGCUCUACUCCCACAUCCACAAGUAGUAAAGAAAUCAAGAAUGGCAGUAGUUUUUCAAAGCAGGACAUCUUCCAGGAUGAAGUAGCCACAGUGCAUGAAGUUCACAAGAAGCACAAAGAGAAGACCCUUGAUGCCAGGUUGUUCGAUGACAACAUAGACAUUUUUGCUGACCUGACGGACACUUUCAAACCAAAACAGAAGUCCAAGACAAAGGGAGAGACCAAGUCCAUAUUUGAUGAUGACAUGGAUGACAUUUUCUCACCAAGCCCAGCGAAACCAGUCACGAAGGCUCCCCAUAAAUCAAAGAAAACACCACCGUCUCAGGAGACCAGUACAGCAGCGGAUUCAAGCAACAUAUUUGAUGAUCCACUUAAUGCUCUCGGUGGGAACUGAACUGUUGUUUCUGAGUAGCCAGAUUUGUACAAUUGUGGAUUCAUUCUUUUGUCAUUUGGAUCGCUGAAAGAUUGGAGAUCGGAUACACUGUUGAUAGAGUAUUUAUUCAUAUGAAUUCAUAUAAAUACUGGGGCUUAUUUUUGGCAGAUAAAGACUCAAUUGAAAAUUAUUCCAGUCAACUUCUGACGGAACUUCCAAAAACAUCUCGGUAUCAGAUAUUAUGUAACAGUUAUUAUAUACUGUUAAUCUUUAUUAUAUAUAAUAGCACUUUAUAAGCAUACCAUAUGCUUAGCCUCAAAGCCUGCAGAAAUUAACAGUAAAUUGUUUUUGUUUGUUUUGAAGGUGUUUAUCUUUUUUGGCUUUUCCAUGUUGAAAUGCCAUGUCUUUAAGUUUGUGCCAUAUCGUGGUUAUGAGAAAUCAGUGUGUUUACUUACUGUCUUAGGCCUUUUGACAAUGUUUUUAUUAAUAAGAAAUUCAUCCAUUUCUUAACUUUGGCUGUGAUGGAAAAAGUUAAUUCAUUUUUAAUAACUAAAAAGAAACAUAUUUUAUGCAAUCUGAAAUGAGUGUGAUUAAUUCCAAGUCACUUGUUUUCAUGUUCAUGUCCAUCUAGACUCGGUUAUUAAUCAGUGUCUGAUAUAAGCAGGGAACCCAUUCAGAAGAACUCUAGUUUUGUGAUUAUCAAAACCCUUUCUGUUUCAUUUUUGGAUGAUUUAGCUUUUUGUGUAUUUACUGAGGUCAGUAUUAUUAAAGGAAGAAUUGAAGCUCUACCUUUUUAGCAUUUAAAGAGAAACCCAUCUGGCUGCAAGAAGUUCUAUAACCUUCUCCACAGUAAGUAGCAAGUAAAAGCUUCAUAGAAAUUCGUAGGAUCAUAGAGUGAAGUUGGUGUAUCUGUUUGUGCCUUGACAAUGGCAUUAAAAGCCUUUUUGCUGGUAUGGUGCUACACAUUAGCACUCAUUUGGACGAUAUGUAAUUGUAUUAACAUAUUUGUACGGUAAACAUUUCGACUUCAUGUGAACAUA
Cottoperca gobio is the source of this 5834-nucleotide messenger RNA. It is a transcript of the gene washc2c, whose product is annotated as WASH complex subunit 2C. Gene Ontology annotation, molecular function: retromer complex binding; phosphatidylinositol phosphate binding. The record is from RefSeq and is a predicted model, not a curated record. Lineage: Eukaryota; Metazoa; Chordata; Actinopteri; Perciformes; Bovichtidae. Gene Ontology annotation, cellular component: WASH complex; early endosome. Gene Ontology annotation, biological process: protein localization to endosome; retrograde transport, endosome to Golgi. The coding region runs from base 415 to 4815 and encodes 1466 amino acids. The transcript has 31 exons.